UCCGCCAUAUCGUUGGAAUUUGUGAAAGUGCGCAUUGUUUGCUUUUAAGAAAUAAGCUGUAAUUUUUAAUUAUUUGACAUUAUAAGUGAAUUAUAUGUGUAAAUAACAAUGAGUGAGUGGUACAGAAUGAAGACGGGUUAUAACAACAACCAUAAUUCUUCGGAGUUAUCAGUGGAAACAUCUUGUGAAAUGUCGGAUUCAUAUAACUCAUUUUCUGAAAACUUGAGUCCAAUACCGGCUUCUAAAGUGCCCAGGAGAUUGGAUUUUAAUUUGGAUGAUGAUGUUAUACGGGAUGAACCGUCUGCUCCGGAGUCACCCAACAUGCCUUACAGAAGGGUUAGAGCUUUGAGAUUAUUUGACACGCCCCACACACCAAAGGCUUUGCUGGAAAAGUGUUCAACACCAACCCACCGUCCGCUGAGAUCUAAGCUAUUCCCACCAAAACUAUGUAUCCCUACAGGUGUACCAUCAGGUUCCAGUCACCACUUGCACCCGCCGUCUGGAGACGACGACAGCGCGCUUGGCAGUCUGCUCCCUGAAGACCUGGAUGACUCAAGAGUCAGAAGACCCAUUGUUAAUAUUAACCCAUUUACACCUGAAGGUCAAGCAAUGAAUCAAAAUAACCGAGGCCAAUCUAAGACACCAACAUGGGGACAGUCACCUGAACUGCCACCAGCGAAACGAAUGAGGGACUCAAACAUCCCUCGCUAUAGUGUGGAGUUUGUGGAGCAGGAGGUGAUAGGUCGCGGCUCGUUUGGCGAAGUGAGCCGCUGUGUUAACAAGCUGGAUGGCUGCGUGUACGCACUCAAGCGCUCGCUGCGCCCCGUAGCGGGCUCUGCUGCUGAACGGAAUGCACUCACCGAGGUGUAUGCACAUGCAGUGCUCGGAAUGCAUCCCCAUGUUGUGAGAUAUUACUCAGCAUGGGCGGAGGAUGGGCACAUGAUAAUCCAGAAUGAGUACUGCGAUGGAGGCUCGCUGCAACAGAUGAUGGAAGCUGGUCCACUGCCGGAGCCCGAGUUGCUGCUGCUGCUCGCACACAUCGCUGAGGGAUUGGCAUACAUUCACUCGCGUCAGUUGGUGCACAUGGAUGUGAAGCCGGGGAACAUAUUUGUGUGUCGUGCGGAGCAGUUCACUGCACCGGACUCUGAUGAUGGGUAUGAUGAUGAUGACACGCCGCAGCAUCCCCAGCAUAUAUAUAAACUCGGUGACUUGGGUCAUGUGACGUGCGUUUCCUCACCGCUGGUGGAGGAAGGUGACUGUCGAUAUCUACCCAAGGAAGUAUUACAAGAGGACUUCACACAUCUUACAAAAGCUGACAUCUUCGCGUUCGGUUUGACACUGUUCGAGGCUGGGGGCGGCGGGCCGCUGCCUAAGAACGGCCAGCAGUGGCAUGACAUCAGAGACGGCAAGCUGCCACAUCUACCCAAUCUGUCCAAGGAGUUUAAUGAACUGCUUAAGAAAAUGGUGGACCCGGAACCGAUGUUGCGUCCUUCAGCUGCUCGUCUGCGGAGACAUGCGUUGCUGCAUCCUGCUGGCAACAAGAGCAAGGCUCAGCUGAGACGAGAGCUGGCUGCAGCAAGGCAGAAGAACGAUCUGCUCACGCGUCGUCUGCAGGAAGCCGCCAGAUGUAUAAAAUCAUUAACACCAGUAGUAACGAAUCAAGAAUCAGCAAAGUUCAGAACGAGAUCAGCAAAACGUCUGCAUUCGCCGCGUUUCGAUUCGCAAAUUGUCGAAAUUAUCAAAUCUGUUACAUCUCCCAUAAGGAUAGACAGACGGACAGACAAACGGGAAAACUGAUGUUCAACAAAUUCAAGUGAUAAACGAAACCCGAACAAGAUCAAGUAUACGCAUUAAAUAUAUA
Papilio machaon (common yellow swallowtail) is the source of this 1861-nucleotide messenger RNA. RefSeq names its product wee1-like protein kinase 2. Gene Ontology annotation, biological process: protein phosphorylation; mitotic cell cycle. The record is from RefSeq and is a predicted model, not a curated record. NCBI's taxonomy places the organism in Eukaryota, Metazoa, Arthropoda, Insecta, Lepidoptera, Papilionidae. Gene Ontology annotation, molecular function: ATP binding; magnesium ion binding; non-membrane spanning protein tyrosine kinase activity. Gene Ontology annotation, cellular component: nucleus. Bases 109 to 1797 code for a protein of 562 amino acids. The transcript is spliced from 12 exons.